Molecule: messenger RNA, 510 nt
Organism: Tremella mesenterica DSM 1558
Lineage: Eukaryota; Fungi; Basidiomycota; Tremellomycetes; Tremellales; Tremellaceae
Exons: 4
Biological process (GO): termination of RNA polymerase II transcription
Cellular component (GO): mRNA cleavage and polyadenylation specificity factor complex; nucleus
Molecular function (GO): RNA polymerase II CTD heptapeptide repeat phosphatase activity
Source: RefSeq, a predicted model, not a curated record
AGCAAAGCAUCGUUCAGAGUCAUAUCGGCAGGUACAGGUUCCGCCGUCAGAUUACCAGGACCAGCGAUUGAUAAACCAAACGUUUAUCGUUUUGGUACUCCGUACGAUGUGAUCUACAGGGAUUUAGAUAGUAAAGAUCGUGCAUUAUACACACGGAAUGGUCUGUUACCGAUGCUUGACCGUAAUCGAAAAGUCAAGACUGCUCCGGAGAAAUGGCAAGAGCAAAAGGCUGUAUUGGCUGAUGUGGUGAUUACGUGUGAGGAGAGAUGUUUCGAUGCUGUAUGUGAUGAUCUCUACGCAAGAGGAGGGGAAUACAAUCGUCCUAUUCAUGUGAUAAAUGUCGAAAUCAAAGAUAAUCCCGAAGAAGCAUUGAUAGCUGGUCAAAGUAUACUUGAAUUAGCCAGAUCAAUCGAAGCAGCUUCAGAUCUAGACGAAGAGAUCGACACGAUACUUCAACUUCAUUCGGAUAAACAUCCACAUACAUUAUCACACACUGUGGCUUUUUUCUAA